AAAGAUUGACCCAGCUCUGCUUUUGAAGAUUCUUGGUUGACCAGCCCAUUUGAGACUUUGCUUUUGCAAUUCAAAUUUCAAAAUGCCCGACAACAUCCGACACCUGGAAGUCGAGGCACCGGAAAAGCGCGAAUCCGCUUCCGACGCUUCCCGGAAUCCGAUGGACUUCUCCUUCAGCAUCUGGCCGCCGGGCCAGAGGACCCGCGGCGCCGUCGUUAACCGCCUCAUCCAGACGCUCACGGGGACGUCUGUUCUGACGGAGCGGUACGGAACCAUUCCACCGGAGGAGGGCCCUGCACUCUCCAGGGCUAUUGAGAAGGAAGCUUUUAACGCCGCCGCCGCCGCCGCUACUCCCGGAGACGAAGGCAUCCAGAUCCUCCAGGCCUAUUCCAAAGAGGUCAGCAAACGCUUGCUCGACGCCGUCAAAUCCAGACCCGCCUCUGCCGUGCCGGAUAAUAAGACAUCUGUGGUGGGUAAGGAAAUAGCCGCCGCCGCCGAUCAGGAAGUCUCCGACGUUACAAUGGGAUUCUGAGUUAGUGGAGAUUGAGGAUGAGUGGAUGACACCCCCAUCUCCGAGCGCCUCCAACACUGCCUGGACAAUUAGCGGAGAGGAGGAUGCAAUGGCUCUCAUCAUAUCAAACAAAGUUCAUCAAUAUAUUUCUCUUUCUUUGCUUAAAAUAAAAAAAAUAAUAAUAAUACUUGGUAUAUGAUGGGUGGUUCUAUUGGGAGUGUGCUCAGCCUAGCACUAAGCCUCAUAGCACUAACCCUUGCCGGCUACUCAAUUUACCAAAACACCCACACGGCCAUUAUUGAGGGCCUGCAGCUUAAUAAGGUUAUUACCGACACUUUGGAUGAGUCGCCGGAGAACAUGCUUGUUCUGCCGCCGCUCGAUAAAUCUUCCGGCAAGCUUUCCGACGAAGCGUGUGUAUUCUCCGCCGUCAAAGAAGUGGUGGUCGCCGCCAUUAACAAGGAGGCUCGGAUGGGUGCCUCUCUCAUCCGU
Molecule: messenger RNA, 1000 nt
Organism: Cuscuta campestris
Lineage: Eukaryota; Viridiplantae; Streptophyta; Magnoliopsida; Solanales; Convolvulaceae
Source: the annotation of a GenBank genome assembly